AUAUUUUUUUAUAAUUUUGUAUUUUAUACAAACUGAUCUGAUGAAAACAUACACAAUGGAUAAUAAUCAGAAAGUAACUAAAAAUAUUCUAUCUUAUAAUAUUUUUAUUGCAACCAACUGCACGUGUAGGCAAUUUCAACUGAAAUAUAGAAAGCGAUUAAAAAGUAAUCUUGUAAAGUUUCGCCUCUCGUGUACAGUAUAAUGAUGAAUACAUAUAAGCUCCUGUAAUAGUAGUUUCUUUGUUUAAAACAUGACAGUAAUUACGUUUAUGUUCAUCAAUAUGAACCGACUUAACUAACCAGAUUAUGGAAAAUUCUAUGUUUUUCAUUGGUAACGACUUACAAUGGAACAUGGGAAAACGAGUGUUUUAUAAAUUGUUAAUGCACUUCGGCAUAUGUAAUUAGUAUUGGCUAUUUGUGGAGGGCUCGAUGAUAACAGAAUGUAAUGGAUUAUAGUUUAUUUUAUGAUGAUUUUUAAACAUGAUAUAUCCCUGUGCGUGUAAUACUUUUGCCUAAAACUAACGUUUGUAGAUUUGGUCUAUUAGUUUGAGAGCAAUUGUUAUAUUCACACGCAUGUUGUUUUUCUCUGAGACAACUUGUCAAAGUAGUACAGCCAUUGGUAGAACUCAUCAUAGACAGAACGCAUUAAAAAUCACCGAGGAAAUGCUUAAGGAUAACGAGAAUGAGCAGGACCCAGAGGGGUCUAGUAGUAGGCCUGUAAACUUAAAUCUCUGUACUAGUUUGUGCUGCUUUUGCGGUUUUUCUCUUGUGCAGAGUGAAAUGUACGCAGCUGCAGGAGGCGCAUCUUUAGCCAGCAGACGGCACAAGCAUAAGCAAAGGAAUACGGCUGACACCGAUGCUCUUAUACAUCAACAGUUUCAGCGAAGGUUUCAGCAGCACCAGCAACAAUAUGCUCCGGCCUCGUUGGAUCAUCUACGGGCCUCCACUUCACUGGUUACCCCAACCACUCCCAUUUCACCAUUCGGUCAAGUCAAAUUGCAAAGUCCGUUCGAACUCCCCGAGAACAAAACUGUUGGAGUGGCAUCUACAGCAUGGCCGGGACCCGCAGGACCAUCGCCAGACGCUGAUUUGAGUGCGGCACCAGACCGUUCGAUUUUAAUUCAUUUGCCAGGAGAUCCACAUAAAAAAUGGAGAAAAAAAAACAAGAUUCAUGAUACAUUGUCUUACGGGGAAAGUGCGGCUGACCGUCGACUGUUUGAACUGCAACAAGGGGCGGCAGCCAACACGUUACUCUAUGUAGGCUUGUGUUCAGUGGCCUUAGGUCUUAUCAUAGCGUUCGUGGGCACUGGCGAGAAAGGUUUUAAGACUGUUCAACUUCGAUUUAUCGGUCCCGGCAUGAUAUUCAUAGGCAUGUGCUGUUGUGCAUUACGAAUCAUGUUGUGCUUUUGUCCUGCGUUUUGCUUCAAAAGGCGUCGACACAAGAGUAUGUCCGAUAAAAUGGCCGAGUUCUACAAGUACAUGCCUUUUAGAAAUCAUCCUAUGGCUGCGCACAAUACAUCUGCUGUCGAUAAUCCGGCACCGGCCGAAGUUUUACCAAUGGUUUUGUUGAAACCGGCCCUAAAACAGUCAUGCGCGAGGGUCGAUGAACAAACUCAGCCACAGUUGUAUCAGGUAAAGCAGGUGCCCAAAGCCACUCCAGAAGCAAGCUUGGAGAGCAGCGUAGAAAACUUGAUAGAACAUGACGAAUACUUGGACACAGAGGAUCGGUCGAGUUCAAAAAAUGACUUGAGCAGUAUGAAAAACUCGGUUACAUUUGAGAACCCUUUAAGUAUGGUUUCAAAAAUGAUGACUAAAUCGUCCGAAGAAUUCUGCAAUACGUCUUCCACGCCAGAUGGUGAUACUAUCGACUACCAAGAAUUGGUAUUAAGUCCAUUGAAUUUAACUCAAUAAUUUUUUCUGCAUCAAACUACUUAUUUGGAUGCAUUCGGCAGUGAAAAUUAUGAUAGUUGUAAUCAGUGGUGAAGCGUCAGGGUCAACUUUGAGAUGGCGAUACCUCAAUAACGACAAAAAUUAUUUAUUUUAUUAAAAAAGGAAAAUUUUAUCAUUUAUGUGUAAACGUAAUGUUGUCUAUAUUUUCUCGAAUAUAUACAGAGUGAUUGAUUUAUCAUUGACAACUAGAUUAACCCUAAAAUUAUAAUAAUUAUGAAAGUUAUUAAGACUUAAAAAACAGACUAAGCACGAGGUGCGAGUUAUGUUAUUUUUAUCAUUAUGUACUUUUUUACUACGCUACACCUCUCCUCGUGUAUAGAAAUAUUCAUAACUUUUAAAUUACUGUUUUAAAAGUUAUUAUCGACCAGUUAUUUUUCUAGUUAGAUCAUUUUCUAUUGUAUGAACUAGUUAAAUGUGUAUGUUGCUAUUUAAAAAAAUUAAGUCGGUAUUCUCAUAAGGAAUAAGGGAUGGACCUAUAAAAUGUUUAAUUACUAAUAAAUCGAAGUAUAAAUAAUACCAAAUAAAGCCCAACAUUUAAACUAGUGAUCAAUAAUAAAUCAAUCGACCAGUAUGUCUAAUGCAAUAAUAUGUGUGUGCACUAUAUAUGUAUAAUCUUAUACUUGAGGUGCAAAAUUAGCUCUAUUUUACGAUAGAAAUAUAAAUUUUAAAUUAAAUAAAUGUUAUCAAAUGUAAUAUAAUAGAAAGUAUCAAAAUUAUUUGAGUGCACUUGAACGGUGGCAUAUUUAAGACUUCAGCGCACCGGUCCUGUUCACGGGCUGGUACAAGUCAACUCUUACACGGCUCGCUGCGCUGGGGUUGGAGAUCACACUGAUGGACUCCAUGACUUAUCUAGACUCGGUCAUAGUAUAUUAUUUAGCUUCAUCAAACAAUCAUAGUGACAAACAUUUAGCUACAAUUAUAACUCAAACACGUUGAGAUAAAUAUCGAGUAAAAAUUAAUUAAACAAAAUCUUCCUACCUGUAACUA
Daktulosphaira vitifoliae (grape phylloxera) is the source of this 2936-nucleotide messenger RNA. RefSeq lists its product as uncharacterized. Lineage: Eukaryota; Metazoa; Arthropoda; Insecta; Hemiptera; Phylloxeridae. Bases 573 to 1910 code for a protein of 445 amino acids. The transcript has 5 exons. The record is from RefSeq and is a predicted model, not a curated record.